[Torrubiella] hemipterigena is the source of this 927-nucleotide messenger RNA. The record is from the annotation of a GenBank genome assembly. NCBI's taxonomy places the organism in Eukaryota, Fungi, Ascomycota, Sordariomycetes, Hypocreales, Clavicipitaceae.
AACCCACACUCCUUCCUUAUUAGGCAAUUACACUCAUUCAACCCACACUCUUUUAACCAAGUCAUUCAUUUCAAAAUGCGUUCUGCUAUCGCUUUCAUCCCUGUCCUCGCCGGCGCUGUCAUCGCCGAGCAGGUUAUGGCUCAGGACGCCGCUGUCGCCCAGGCUGUCGACUCUGUCGAUGCUGUUGAGGUCGACGCUGGCAAGCCUUGCCCUUCUUCCAUCACCUCAGCUCCCGUCAUCACCACCACUGUCACUGUCCCUACACACACCGUCACCGUUGGCUGCAAGAAGUGCGAGGAGUGGCACAAGGGCGGCAACGGAGGCAAUGGUGGUAACGGAGGCAAUGGAGGAAACGGAGGCAACGGUGGUAACGGCGGCAAUGGAGGUAACGGUGGUAACGGUGGUAACGGCGGCAACGGCGGCAACGGAGGUAACGGUGGAAACAGUGGAAACGGCGGCUCUGGUGGCAACGGUGGCUCUGGCGGCAACGGUGGCAAUGGUGGUAACGGCGGCUCUGGUGGCAAUGGCGGCAACGGUGGUAACGGAGGCAAUGGCGGUAACGGUGGCCAGCCCGGCCAGCCCGGCCAGCCCGGUCAGCCUGGUCAGCCUGGUAUGCCCGGCCAGCCCGGUACUCCUGGUGUUCCCGGCACUGGCAACAACGGUACUUGCCCUGGUGGUCCCUGGUGCCCUCCCGUCGUCAGCGGCGCUUCCCAGCAGAUCUCUGCCAUGUCUCUCUCUGCUAUCGUCGCUCUUCUUGGCCUUGCCCUUUAAGCGAUUCAACAUGAUAGUUUGAGCUGAAUAGCACGUUUUCCACGGAGUUUUGGUUGUCCAUUUUUCACACAUAUUGGGUCUUGCUUCCUGUCCUUGUUGCUUUGCAUUGUGGGGUUGCCUUUUAGUUAGUUGAUAUGAAUAAAAUUGUCUUCACAU